CGCGGUGCGGAGCUGGCGAGCCCGGGGCGGCGGGGGUGCGGGAGCUCGCCGGACACCCGGUCGCCCGCGGCCGAGUCGCGGAGGCGCUCGCUGCAGUGGUCGCAUCUCCGAGCAACAUGGCUGACAGCAAGGCCAAGGCCGCCAAGGCCGCCAACAAGACACCCCCCAAGUCCCCAGGGGACUCCGCAAAGGACAGAGCGGCCAAGAGGCUGUCACUGGAGACAGAAGGUGCCGGCGAAGGGGCGGCCGCUGCGGCCCCAGAGCUCAGCGCCCUGGAGGAGGCUUUCCGGCGCUUUGCCGUGCACGGGGACACCAGGGCCACCGGGCGGGAGAUGCAUGGCAAGAACUGGUCGAAGCUGUGCAAGGAUUGCCAGGUCAUCGAUGGGAAGAAUGUGACCGUCACUGACGUGGACAUCGUCUUCAGCAAAAUCAAGUAAGUGCCCCCCAGGCCUCGCACUCAGGACUCCCGGUGGGCGUUGUGUUCAGCUGGCAGUGAGGGGGUGGGAUGUGCCAGUGCCCCUGACCCGUCCCUUCUCCGGAUAAGAUGCCCAGGAUUUGGCCGGGGCUGGCGGGGGUCCCUGGAGCUGGCGGCAGAGCUGAGAAGCCUGCCCCUCGGGCGUGACAGGUGCCUCGCACCCUCGAGCCUGGGGCGGUGUUCACACCCGAACUCUGAUGCAGCGUCGCCGCGGACUCGGUGGCUGUGAGCAGUGAGCCCGUGUGCUUCCUGCACGCGUGCGCGUGUCCUUCCUCCUGGAUGCUGGAGAGAGCGUCAGGCGUGGUUACGUGCCUUCCCCGUCCCUCUGGGCGCUUCUGCGGCCCGAGGACACCCUCCCCCGCCUCCCGCCCUCCAAACCUGAGGACCCACCCGAGAAAUGUCACAGCGCGCCCAAGGCUGCCUGGCGUCUAGCGAUCUCGGUGUCGGUCACACUUGUGGGAAAAUAGCUUCUUUCUGACACGUG
Acinonyx jubatus (cheetah) is the source of this 959-nucleotide messenger RNA. Its product is annotated as tubulin polymerization-promoting protein-like. Gene Ontology annotation, biological process: microtubule polymerization; microtubule bundle formation; positive regulation of protein polymerization. The record is from RefSeq and is a predicted model, not a curated record. NCBI's taxonomy places the organism in Eukaryota, Metazoa, Chordata, Mammalia, Carnivora, Felidae. The transcript has 2 exons. Gene Ontology annotation, cellular component: microtubule. The coding region runs from base 117 to 437 and encodes 106 amino acids. Gene Ontology annotation, molecular function: tubulin binding.